Molecule: messenger RNA, 2732 nt
Organism: Motacilla alba alba
Lineage: Eukaryota; Metazoa; Chordata; Aves; Passeriformes; Motacillidae
Gene: B3GALT6
Product: beta-1,3-galactosyltransferase 6
Exons: 1
Coding region: 240-1256 (338 amino acids)
Biological process (GO): glycosaminoglycan biosynthetic process
Cellular component (GO): membrane
Molecular function (GO): UDP-galactosyltransferase activity
Source: RefSeq, a predicted model, not a curated record
CGCCCCUCUUCCCGCCCCUUCCCCCGGUGCGGGAACCGCCGGAGCCACGACGGGAGCGGGGACGGAACCGCCGCUUCCCGGAGGAGAAGGCGGAGAGCGCGGGAGAGCCAUGAAGCCACCGCAGCGCGGCAGCGGCGCGCGGUGAGCGCUCCCGCAGAACCCUUGCCCCGUCCCGGCGGCCGUAGCGCCGUUCCCGCCUAAACGCGGCGGCGUUGCCGGCCGUGAGGGGCCCCGCGGCCAUGAAGGCGCUGCGGCGGCUGAGCCGGCACCGCACCGCGCUGGGGCUCGGCGGGCUCUCGCUCUGCGCCGCCGUCCUGCUCUACCUCGCCAAGUGCACCUCCGAGGGGCUGCGCCCGCUGCCCGCGCCCCCCGCGCUCCCGCACAGCCAGCCCGGCCGGGGGGCCCGCGCCGCGCCGCCGCCCGUUCCCGAGGGCAGCGCCUUCGUGGCCGUGGUGGUGAUGAGCGGCCCCAAGUACAGCGAGCGGCGCAGCAUCAUCCGCAGCACCUGGAUGGCGGCGGCGCGGCAGGCGCCUCACGGCCGCGUCUGGAGCCGCUUCGUGGUGGGCACGGCGGGGCUGGGCGCCGAGGAGCUGCGGAGCCUGGAGCUGGAGCAGAGCCGCCACCGCGACCUGCUGCUGCUGCCCGAGCUGCGCGACUCCUACGAGAACCUCACGGCCAAGGUGCUGGCCACCUACGUGUGGCUGGACGCGCACCUGGACUUCCAGUUCGCCCUCAAGGCGGACGACGACACCUUCGUGCGCUUGGACGUGCUGGUGGAGGAGCUGAGGGCCAAGGAGCCGCGGCGCCUCUACUGGGGCUUCUUCUCGGGCCGCGGGCGGGUGAAGUCCGGCGGCAAGUGGAAGGAGAGCGCCUGGCUGCUGUGCGAUUAUUACCUGCCCUACGCGCUGGGCGGCGGCUACGUGAUCUCCGCCGACCUGGUGCGCUACCUGCGCCUCAGCAGGGACUACCUGAACCUGUGGCAGAGCGAGGACGUGUCCCUGGGCGUGUGGCUGGCGCCCAUCGACGUGAAGAGAGUGCACGACCCCCGCUUCGACACCGAGUACAAAUCGCGCGGCUGCAGCAACAAAUACAUCGUGACUCACAAGCAGAGCAUCGAGGACAUGCUGGAGAAGCACCAGACGCUGGCCAAGGAGGGCAAGCUCUGUAAGGAGGAGGUGAAACUCAGGCUUUCCUACAUGUACGACUGGGGAGUGCCUCCCUCGCAGUGCUGCCAGAGGAAGGACGGCAUCCCCUGAAAGCCUCGGGAGGAAGCCUCAGCAUGGGGGACUCUGGUUGCUGUUACUCGGGGAGAAUCCCGUUCAAAUGGAAUUCUUGCCUCGGUUUCUCCCUCAGAACAUUGGGCCCAAGGCUUUGGGGUGCAGGCGUGGCUGGCUUUAGGGAAGGGCAGAGUCCUGGAAUCUCCCACUCCGUACCCAAGGACGGGCUUCCCAAAUCCCAGCCAGGUGCUGCGGAUCCAGAACUCCAGCAGAACGGAGUGGGAAGAGCUGCUGCAAUGGAAUGCUUGCCUCAGUUUCUCCCUCAGAACAUUGGGAACAAACGAUUCCCCUCAGGCACCGAUCCCAAAGGCUUUGGGAUGCAGGCCUGGCUGCAUUUAGGGAAGAGCAGUUAGUUAGAGUCAGGGGUUAAUUACUCUUUUAAAAAGAUUUUGCACGACUCAUUCUGUCGCCCCGAGGCUCCCGGAGAGCUGCUGACGUGGCAUGGCUAGAGACGCUUAAAAAAUAAAACAAAAGUGCCAGGAAGCACAGCAAAAGGUCAAAUGCCAGGAUUGGAGGCAAUUAAAAGGUGUCAAACCACAAAGAGCAGAGAAAAAGGGGGCAGAGAACCGGAAUGAAAGGCUGGAACGGAUUCUGAGCCCGAUCUGCUGAAGGUCACGCGGAGUUUUGAUGCUGAGGAGACUCAAGUGAGGCUGCUGUUUAUUCCUUGGCGAGGAAAUGCCAGCUUGGCGCGGAGGGAAGAGCCCGGAGUGGGAGCAGAGGAUUCCGGAGGGCAGGAACAGGAUCAGCUUUUCCCGGGGUGCCUGCAGGGAGAGCUCUCUGAAGCUCUGAAUCAUCAGCUCUGCUCCUUGGGCUUGUUCUGCUCUCUCCAAGGCAAUGUACAGAAUCACCUCCAGCUCCAAAGGCUGAGUUUUGGCAGAAAUUAAAUUUAUUUCUAUUUCGGGAGGAGAUUUUUUUGGCUUUGCAAAGCCUCCAGGUGUUGUUUUGAGCUCAUUUCCCUCCAGCACUCACUCAAGAACUCCCUGGCUGCUCCAAAUGUAAUUUAUUUUUCAUACAAAUCAGCAAGAAUCGAUCAGUGGGAGUUCAAAAACCAUUUGCCCAAAGGUGGGGGUUCAAGGUGUAAAAGUGAAAUUUGUGUAAUCGAGAGGAAAAGGUUCCCCCCACCCCAAAAAUUCAACUUGGAGAAUUCAUUCCUCUUUGCAGCACACUAAAAAAUCACAUUUCAGUGCUCAGAGCUGGGGGAAUCCCCUCCUCUCUCCAGAAAUUCCUUGCAGAGGAACUCAAAUUGAAUUCAUCAUUAGGAUGUGUCCAAAAUUUGGGGUUUUUGCCUCCUUCUCUCCAGAAAUUCCUUGUAGAGGAACUCAAAUUCAUAAUUAGGACAUGUCCAAAAUUUGGGGGUUUUGCCUCCUUCUCUCCAGAAAUUCCUUGCAGAGGAACUCAAAUUGAAUUAAUAAUUAGGACACAUCCAAAAUUUGGGGUUUUUGCCUCUCCAGAAAU